UCGCAUCGAGCAAGAUUGUUUAUUAUUAUAAAAUACUUGAGUACGUGUUCACUACCGAUAGCUUAUCACUUGACAGAUUAUUACAGCAGUACUGCCCCCACAUUCUAACUGUUCAAGCAUUCAUUGAUAACAUACUAAUAUUUACCGGAGCUAAGAGCAAAUUAGCAAAGAACGUUUGAACAUAAAGCUGUGAUACUUUGUCCAAAUGAGAAAAGUACUUUUUGGAUUGUUUUUGUAUUUAUUCGACAAUUUAAGAGCGAUUCUUUAUGAAGACGUACCCAAAGAUGUACGCACGUUACACAUGUAAUUCAGAAGAAUAACUUUGUUCAACGCCAUUAUUUAUUGGGAGUUCAAGAAACAUCAAAUCACGAUAUUUAUACAGUCAUACAGGCCUAUGGAAAAGUGUUGACAGUUUUUACCCAUCCAGGAAGACAAAGUUUUUCGAUAGGUGAAUUCAAUGUUUUUACUCUAGAACUUAUAAUUUUAUCUGCUUACAUUUCCGUCUGACGUUGUUUCGUAUCAGUUUUGGAGUGGUGCUGGGAGGAAAUAAAAAAGUGAGAGGGAGUCUGAAGUGCGGUUUCAAAAUAGUUGAACCAUUGCAUUGGAUUUUGAAUCAGUUGACAAGACACCGCGCUAGCAGACGAUUUGUCGCGAAAGUUUGUUAUUGCAGAAAUCGGCAUUGCCGCGAAAAUUGAAAAUUUGACGUUUCACGACUUGCGCCGAAGCAGUGAUUUCAGAAAUGAUGAUAUCGAUUUGAAGAUGGGGCACGUCAAUUGGCAGGAGCUUUUUCCUUCACGAUGGAGUGUCGUCAUCUUCAUUGCUUACAUGACACUGUUCAUCAAUCAAGGAAUAUUGGUAACAUGGUCUCAAAGCAAGAAGAACUCUUACGAAUACGACACUGUUACAGUAGUAACAUUGACAGAGGUGCUGAAACUGGUUUUAUCAGUCGCUUUUUACUGCCGAAAUCACUCUAUUUUAUCGCUCAUUCAAGAAAUACGGAAAUAUAAGAGGGUACUGCUGCUGUACAUGGUUCCAGCAUCUUUAUACUGUCUCUACAAUAAUUUAGCAUUUGUAAAUUUGGCUGCAUUCGACCCCACAACUUAUUAUCUGCUGCUCCAAUUCCGAGUUGUUGUAACAGGAAUUGUAUUUCAGGUGGUGUUCAAAAAACAAUUAUCUACCAAGCAGUGGAUCUCGCUCGUGUUGUUAACAUUUGGCUGCAUGGUCAAACACUUGGAUAUGAAUUACGGUAUCCACAUUUUCCAGAAUUGGCAUUUCAGUUUGAAUGCACUAUUCAUAUUCGUUCAGACGCUAUGUUCGUGUUUAGCUGGAGUAUACAACGAAUAUUUACUCAAAGGCCAUGGAGCUAAAAUCGACAUAUUUGUACAAAACGUUUUUAUGUACAUCGAUAGUAUUUUUUGCAAUGUGGCAGUUCUCAUUGGUCAAGGCAGCUUGGCAGAAAUUUUUAGUCAAACGAACCAAAGUAUUUUUACUCAGCCCAAAGUUCUUCUGAUUAUGGUAAAUAAUGCCGCUGGUGGAAUAAUAACAAGCUUUUUUCUGCAAAGUCUCAAUUCAAUUCUAAAGACUUUUGCCAGUGCUUUAGAGCUUGUGUUUACCGCCAUCCUAUGCUGGAUAUUAUUUAAUAUACCGGUAUAUUUGAACACCGUCUUAGCUAUAGUGAUAGUGAGCUAUUCCGUACUUUUGUACUCUCAAAACCCUGUGCAAAAUGCACAUCCAAAAAGUUGCCCCGACAAUCAAUCUGAUGUAGAACCAUUAGUUUCUCCGAAAGAGGUUGAAUUGGUUUGAGGAUGAAUCAAAUAAGUUUUACGAACAAUUAUAACUAUUUAGCAUUUGAUAUUGAUCGUUGACAUGACAUAAAUUAUCGACGGUAUUUAUAGAGGCUCAAAUUUUGCAAUAUUUUUCUGUUACUAUUAGUUUUAUUUAUUCUUUAAGUGCCAUAUUUAAUCGGCUGUAGAAGUAUAAACUUUGCAUUGGCCUAACGAAGAUUUCAUUAUUGAAAUAAUUGUAUACAGUCGCUCUCGUUAUCGUCAAACUUUCUUGCUCGACUGUACGUAAAUAUUUAUCUACAUGCAUAUUUGUAGAAUGCAGCGCGUUACCAGUAUUUUUCACUUUUAUUUUUGUCGUGAUUAGGCUGCAAAGUUAUUUCUAGGCUGUAAUGAUUUGCAAUGUACGAACAAGUCGGUUGGCUCAAAUCACCGAAUAUCUAAGAAUAUAACAUUUUUAAAUGUUCAACUAAUUUUGUCGAUUUCAGAUCAUCAUGUGAUCGAGGAUUUGUUCGUUCCAAUACAUUAUUUAUAGAAAUUAAAUUUCAUUUAAGUCAAAUAAUAUGCCAAAGUACACGUUAGGCUUUACAAAUGUCGCUCUCCCCACUGAAAAAUAAUAUUUAUUAUUCUCAGAGAAACAUAGGAUUACCCUCGUGCUAUCGAUAAGCUUGGUUUUUCAAUGCAAUAAUUGUAAAUGAACAAGUGAUGCCUUAUAUUUAUCACUUUCCAAUAAAAUGACAUCGUGAUCAUGAA
Messenger RNA from Athalia rosae (coleseed sawfly), 2534 nucleotides. RefSeq names its product UDP-galactose transporter senju (gene senju). Gene Ontology annotation, molecular function: UDP-galactose transmembrane transporter activity. Bases 760 to 1803 code for a protein of 347 amino acids. Gene Ontology annotation, biological process: pyrimidine nucleotide-sugar transmembrane transport. Lineage: Eukaryota; Metazoa; Arthropoda; Insecta; Hymenoptera; Athaliidae. Gene Ontology annotation, cellular component: Golgi membrane. The transcript has 7 exons. The record is from RefSeq and is a predicted model, not a curated record.